Messenger RNA from Lepus europaeus (European hare), 1814 nucleotides. RefSeq names its product aladin WD repeat nucleoporin (gene AAAS). Gene Ontology annotation, cellular component: nuclear pore. The record is from RefSeq and is a predicted model, not a curated record. Gene Ontology annotation, biological process: nucleocytoplasmic transport. The transcript is spliced from 16 exons. Gene Ontology annotation, molecular function: protein binding. Bases 153 to 1793 code for a protein of 546 amino acids. NCBI's taxonomy places the organism in Eukaryota, Metazoa, Chordata, Mammalia, Lagomorpha, Leporidae.
UUCACUUCCGUUUAGCUUCGCGGCGCCGUUUGUCCUGUCCUGCUAUCCGUCCGCAUACGAAUCUAGCCCGGGAACUGAGUCAGAGAGCAGCGUGGUGUCCGCGGCCACCAGCCGGGCGCUUGCCCGCUGCACGCGUCCUCGGGACUGGCAAGAUGUGCUCCUUGGGGUUAUUCCCUCCGCCGCCGCCUGUGGGCCAAGUCACCCUAUAUGAGCACAAUAACGAGCUGGUGACGGGCAGCAGCUACGAGAGCCCGCCUCCCGACUUCCGGGGCCAGUGGAUCAAUCUUCCCGUCCUACAUCUGACCAAGGACCCCCUCAAGACCCCUGGGAGGCUAGACCAUGGCACGAGGACUGCCUUCAUCCAUCACCGGGAGCAAGUGUGGAAAAGAUGCAUCAACGCGUGGCGCGACGUGGGCCUUUUUGGGGUGCUGAAUGAAAUUGCAAACUCAGAGGAAGAGGUGUUCGAGUGGGUGAAGACAGCAUCCAGUUGGGCCCUGGCGCUCUGCCGCUGGGCCUCCUCCCUGCACGGGUCCCUGUUCCCCCACCUGUCGCUCAGGAGUGAAGAUCUGAUUGCCGAAUUUGCCCAGGUUACAAACUGGUCCAGCUGCUGCUUGCGGGUCUUUGCGUGGCACCCCCACACCAACAAGUUUGCCGUGGCCCUGCUGGAUGACUCGAUUCGUGUGUACAAUGCCAACAGCACUAUAGUCCCCUCCCUGAAGCACCGGCUGCAGCGGAACGUGGCGGCCCUGGCUUGGAAGCCCCUCAGUGCCUCCGUGCUGGCCGUGGCCUGCCAGAGCUGCAUCCUCAUCUGGACGCUGGACCCUACCUCCUUGUCUACCCGACCGUCUUCCGGCUGCGCCCAGGUGCUGUCUCACCCCGGGCACACGCCUGUCACCAGCCUGGCCUGGGCCCCCAGCGGGGGGCGGCUGCUCUCUGCUUCCCCUGUGGACGCUGCCAUCCUGGUGUGGGACGUCUCCACAGAGACCUGCGUCCCCCUUCCCUGGUUUCGAGGCGGUGGGGUUACCUACCUGCUCUGGUCCCCCGACGGCAGCAAGGUCCUGGCGACCACGCCCUCAGCUGUCUUCCGAGUGUGGGAGGCCCAGAUGUGGACUUGUGAGAGGUGGCCCACCCUCUCGGGGCGCUGUCAGACCGGCUGCUGGAGCCCCGAUGGAAACCGCCUGCUGUUCACCGUCCUGGGGGAGCCGCUCAUUUACUCCCUGUCUUUCCCUGAACACGGUGGCGAGGGAAAGGGUGGCGUUGGAGGUGCCAAAUCCGCGGCCAUAGUGGCAGAUCUCUCCGAGACGACCAUCCAGACCCCGGCGGGGGAGCAGAGGCUCGGCGGAGAGGCCCACUCCAUGGUCUGGGACCCCAGCGGGGAGCGUCUGGCUGUGCUCAUGAAAGGAAACCCACGGGUGCAGGACGGCACACCAGUCAUUCUUCUUUUUCGCACGCGGAACAGCCCUGUGUUUGAGCUGCUGCCCUGUGGCAUCGUCCAGGGGGAGCCGGGCGCCCAGGCACAGCUCAUCGCCUUCCACCCUUCCUUCAGCAAAGGGGCCCUGCUCAGUGUGUGCUGGUCCACAGGCCGGAUCGCCCACAUCCCCCUCUACUUCGUCAAUGCUCAGUUCCCGCGCUUCAGCCCAGUGCUCGGCAGGGCCCAGGAGCCCCCCGCUGGAGGCGGACGCGCCGUUCACGACGUGGCCCUCUUUACGGAGACCUCCCCGACCUCUGCCCCUUGGGACCCUCUCCCGGGGCCGCCACCUGCUCGGACCCACUCCCCUCAACUCCACCUGUAACGAUAAAACUGUUUCCACUCA